Boeremia exigua is the source of this 1368-nucleotide messenger RNA. RefSeq lists its product as uncharacterized. The coding region runs from base 122 to 1072 and encodes 316 amino acids. The transcript has 3 exons. The record is from RefSeq and is a predicted model, not a curated record. NCBI's taxonomy places the organism in Eukaryota, Fungi, Ascomycota, Dothideomycetes, Pleosporales, Didymellaceae.
CUUCAGUCGGGUUGAUUCGCCACUGUGAGUACCUGAGUGAGCUACGUGACAGUACUCAGAUGGAUCGCAGGUCUCGUAUGAAGACGACCUGCAUUUCUUUUUUAUCUACAUUUACCGAAUAAUGCCACAAAUGAUCACCCCAGACUCGCAACGUUUGCUGCGUAGCCGUGCGUUUGAAGCACUUACCGUUGAGGCUGAACGCAGAGCUCAAAUAAACGCACUUCAACAGCGUCUCAACGCUCUGGAACACAAUCUCGCUAUAGAAGCAGCAGAAACUCAACUCAACCUCGAUGCCUUCGCGAGAUCAGAAUGCCGCUCUCUGAUAGACCUUUUCAUGCUAAAGCUCCCAAGGGAAUUGCGCGACAUGGUUUACUGUCAUCUCAGCACUAAAGAGGAGCGUAUUGACAGCGACUACUUCCGCUCAACGAAAGAUCCGGUUACACAGUGCUUCUCAUACGACCAGGCGCGCUGGAAAAGCGCACAUUUUCCCGAGCACUUUUGGGGCAUCGAGUACGUAGAGUCGCAAUUUCUGCGAGAGUUGAGUGAGAACUACUACCGCACCUCGACGUUCAUUUUUGGCGAUGGGCAAGGUCUAAUCGCGAAAUUUCUCAACACUGAUCAACUGGGUCUCGGGUUUCCACCUAAGGAUUUGGCAUCGAAUAUUGAGGUUCGACUAAGCGCGAUAACACACGACCGUGGCUCUUUUAGAGCGUACAUCUUUGGUGUGCCGAAACCACCAGAGAGACUGCAGGCUGCGCUUGAAGGAUUGAUGGAGCUCAAGUCCGGUUCCAAUGUGUGCAUUCGAUUCUCGACUGAAGCGAAGGCGGCAGAGGAGAGGAGAGAGUUGUUCGUUGGUGCGCUACCAGUACUGUUUCCAAAGAUGCAAAUAGCCGCACUGGCAGGACAUCGCGUAAGAUUUGUGCUGGAUCAGAAGUACGAGUUUCGACUGGAAGAAAGUAUGCUAGGAGAUCUUGAGCAGAGCGCCUGGGACAUGCCGGAUUAUUACAACACCGAUGGGUCGUCCUUCCGUGCGGCAUCAAACGCGAGUCCGUUCAGCCCAUACACGGAUUGAAUGCAGUCUCCGAUAGAGACGUCACUGUGGCUGUACAUCGUAGACGGGCCCAAAAAGCCGUUAAACUGGGUUGAAAGGAUUGGGGUACGAGAGCGGUUAAUGCGCACAGAUGUGAUAUGUCAACGCACGUCAUACUGUUUCGAAGUCUAUAGCUGCUAUCUUGUAUCGGAUAUGGAGUAUUCGCUGCAAAGUUUGCUUCACUGUGAUCGCUAGAUGUACAAACGGAAGGCAUUUCAAGUGUAGGAAACUAAGCUAGAAGUACCCAACUUUUUGAAUGAAUGUAAAUCUAGACAGAG